GGGGAGGUGAUGAACCUGCUGAUGUUCCUGUCCACGUGGGACGGGAAGGUGCCGCAGCCGGCCAUCCUCAAACCGCGCCCGCUCUGGACGGGGAAGCAAAUCUUCUCGCUCAUCAUCCCCGGGCACAUCAACUGCAUCCGCACCCACAGCACCCACCCCGACGACGAGGACAGCGGGCCCUACAAGCACAUCUCCCCCGGGGACACCAAGGUGGUGGUGGAGAACGGGGAGCUGAUCAUGGGCAUCCUGUGCAAGAAGUCGCUGGGCACGUCGGCCGGCUCCCUGGUGCACAUCUCCUACCUGGAGAUGGGCCACGACACCACGCGCCUCUUCUACAGCAACAUCCAGACCGUCAUCAACAACUGGCUGCUCAUCGAGGAAGGCCCACAACAACGAGCUGGAGCCCACGCCGGGCAACACGCUGCGGCAGACCUUCGAGAACCAGGUGAACCGCAUCCUCAACGACGCCCGUGACAAAACCGGCUCCUCCGCGCAGAAAUCCCUCUCCGAGUACAACAACUUCAAGUCCAUGGUGGUCUCGGGGGCUAAGGGCUCCAAAAUCAACAUCUCCCAGGUGAUCGCGGUGGUGGGGCAGCAGAACGUGGAGGGGAAGCGGAUCCCGUUUGGGUUCAAGCACCGCACGCUGCCCCACUUCAUCAAGGACGACUACGGCCCUGAGAGCCGCGGCUUCGUUGAGAACUCCUACCUGGCAGGGCUCACCCCCACCGAGUUCUUCUUCCACGCCAUGGGUGGCCGCGAGGGUCUCAUCGACACCGCCGUCAAGACGGCCGAGACCGGGUACAUCCAGCGCCGGCUGAUCAAGUCGAUGGAGUCGGUGAUGGUGAAGUACGAUGCGACGGUGCGCAACUCCAUCAACCAGGUGGUGCAGCUGCGCUACGGCGAGGACGGGCUGGCGGGCGAGAGCGUCGAGUUCCAGAACCUCGCCACCCUCAAGCCCUCCAACAAAGCCUUCGAGAAGAAGUUCAAAUUCGACUACACCAACGAGCGCGCGCUGCGGCGGACGCUGCAGGAGGAGCUGGUGAAGGACAUCCUCAGCAACGCCCACAUCCAGAACGAGCUGGAGCGCGAGUUCGAGAAGAUGCGCGAGGACCGCGAGGUGUUGCGCGUCAUCUUCCCCACCGGCGACAGCAAGGUGGUGCUGCCCUGUAACCUGCUGCGCAUGAUCUGGAACGCGCAGAAAAUCUUUCACAUCAACUCGCGCCUGCCCUCCGACUUGCACCCCGUCAAGGUGGUGGAAGGCGUGAAGGAGCUGAGCCGCAAGCUGGUGAUUGUCAACGGGGAGGACCCGCUGAGCCGGCAGGCGCAGGAGAACGCCACGCUGCUCUUCAACAUCCACCUGCGCUCCACGCUCUGCAGCCGCCGCAUGGUGGAGGAGUUCCGCCUGAGCGGGGAGGCCUUCGACUGGCUGCUGGGCGAGAUCGAGUCCAAGUUCAACCAGGCCAUCGCUCACCCCGGCGAGAUGGUGGGCGCGCUGGCGGCGCAGUCCCUGGGGGAGCCGGCCACACAGAUGACCCUCAACACGUUCCACUACGCCGGCGUGUCGGCCAAGAACGUGACGCUGGGCGUCCCCCGCCUCAAGGAGCUCAUCAACAUCUCCAAAAAACCCAAAACUCCGUCUCUCACCGUCUUCCUGCUCGGCCAGAGCGCCCGCGACGCCGAGCGCGCCAAGGACAUCCUGUGCCGCCUGGAGCACACCACCCUGCGCAAGGUGACGGCCAACACCGCCAUCUACUAUGACCCCAACCCGCAGAGCACGGUGGUGGCCGAGGACCAGGAGUGGGUCAACGUGUACUACGAGAUGCCCGACUUCGACGUCAGCCGCAUCUCACCGUGGCUGCUCCGCAUCGAGCUCGACCGCAAGCACAUGACCGACCGCAAGCUGACCAUGGAGCAGAUCGCCGAGAAGAUCAACGCCGGUUUUGGGGACGACCUCAACUGCAUCUUCAACGACGACAACGCCGAGAAGUUGGUGCUGCGCAUCCGCAUCAUGAACAGCGACGAGAACAAGAUGCAGGAGGAGGAGGAGGUGGUGGACAAGAUGGACGACGACGUGUUCCUGCGCUGCAUCGAGUCCAACAUGCUGACUGACAUGACGCUGCAGGGCAUCGAGCAGAUCAGCAAGGUGUACAUGCACCUGCCGCAGACGGACAACAAGAAGAAGAUCAUCAUCACAGAGGACGGGGAGUUCAAGGCGCUGCAGGAGUGGAUCCUGGAGACCGACGGCGUCAGUCUGAUGCGGGUGUUGAGCGAGAAGGACGUGGACCCGGUGCGCACCACCUCCAACGACAUCGUCGAGAUCUUCACCGUGUUGGGCAUCGAGGCGGUGCGCAAGGCGCUGGAGCGGGAGCUGUACCACGUCAUCUCCUUCGACGGUUCCUACGUCAACUACCGUCACCUGGCGCUGCUGUGUGACACCAUGACGUCGCGCGGGCACCUGAUGGCCAUCACCCGGCACGGCGUCAACCGGCAGGACACCGGGCCGCUCAUGAAGUGCUCCUUUGAGGAGACGGUGGACGUGCUGAUGGAGGCGGCGGCGCACGGCGAGAGCGACCCGAUGAAGGGGGUGUCGGAGAACAUCAUGCUGGGGCAGCUGGCCCCCGCCGGCACCGGCUGCUUCGACCUGCUGCUGGAUGCCGAGAAGUGCAAGCACGGGAUGGAGAUCCCCAGCGCCAUCCCUGGCCUGGGUGUGGGCGGCUCUACCGGGAUGUUCUUCGGCUCAGCGCCCAGCCCCAUGGGGAACAUGUCCCCCGCCAUGACACCCUGGAACCAGGGGGCCACCCCUGCCUAUGGGGCCUGGUCUCCCAGCGUGGGCAGCGGCAUGACCCCUGGGGGGGCCGGCUUCUCCCCCAGUGCCGCUUCAGACGCCAGCGGUUUCAGCCCCGGUUACUCGCCUGCCUGGUCACCCACCCCCGGCUCCCCCGGAUCCCCGGGGCCCUCCAGCCCCUACAUCCCCUCCCCAGGUGGGGCCAUGUCCCCCAGCUACAGCCCUACGUCACCUGCCUAUGAGCCGCGGUCUCCCGGGGGCUACACCCCGCAGAGCCCCAGCUACAGCCCCACCUCUCCGAGCUACAGCCCGACCUCACCCAGCUACAGCCCCACCAGCCCCAACUACAGCCCGACUUCGCCCAGCUACAGCCCGACUUCUCCCAGCUACAGCCCCACCUCGCCCAGCUACAGCCCCACCUCGCCCAGCUACAGCCCAACUUCGCCCAGCUACAGCCCGACCUCACCCAGCUACAGCCCGACCUCGCCCAGCUACAGCCCGACUUCUCCAAGUUACAGCCCAACUUCGCCCAGCUACAGCCCCACAUCACCCAGCUACAGCCCGACUUCUCCCAGCUACAGCCCAACCUCACCCAGUUACAGCCCCACUUCUCCCAGCUACAGCCCCACCAGCCCGAGCUACAGCCCGACUUCGCCCAGCUACAGCCCCACAUCCCCCAACUACAGCCCCACAUCCCCCAACUACACCCCAACCAGCCCCAGCUACAGCCCGACUUCUCCCAGCUACAGCCCCACCAGCCCCAACUACACCCCGACCUCGCCCAACUACAGCCCCACCUCGCCCAGCUACAGCCCCACCUCGCCCAGCUACAGCCCCACAUCCCCCAGCUACUCCCCCUCCAGUCCCCGCUACACCCCGCAGUCGCCUACCUACACCCCCAGCAGCCCCAGUUACAGCCCCAGCAGCCCCAGCUACAGCCCCUCCUCCCCCAAGUACACCCCGACCAGCCCCUCCUACAGCCCCAGCUCCCCCGAGUACACCCCGACCAGCCCCAAGUACAGCCCCACCUCACCGAAGUACAGCCCCACCAGCCCCAAGUACAGCCCCACCUCUCCCACCUACAGCCCCACCAGCCCCAAGGGCUCCACCUACAGCCCCACAUCGCCGGGCUACAGCCCCACGUCGCCCACCUACAGCCUGACCAGCCCAGCCAUCAGCCCCGACGACAGCGACGACGACAACUGAGCAGGGGGGGCCUCCUCAGGUUGUGGGGCUGACCCCCAAGUGUGGGGCAGGGCGGGGCCGCGGACGCGGCCCUGUGGGAAUUGGAAGGGGGGGGAGGGUGUGGGAAUGGGUGUUAAUUGAGGGGUGUCGUUAGUUAAUGAGUGGGAGAUAGGGAUGAGGGUGAUGGGGGGGGGGAGUUGAGGGGCACCCCCCGGCAAUGGUGGUGGUGAUUUUUGGGUGGGGGGGGUCCUUUUUUUACCUUCCCCUCCCCCAUCAUUUACUUUGAUUCAUGUAUUUGGGGAGAAAUUGUUGUAAUUUUGCUUUCGGGGGAAAUAAAAGGUUUUACUGAGUUUCACUUUU
Molecule: messenger RNA, 4330 nt
Organism: Numida meleagris (helmeted guineafowl)
Lineage: Eukaryota; Metazoa; Chordata; Aves; Galliformes; Numididae
Gene: POLR2A
Product: RNA polymerase II subunit A
Biological process (GO): transcription by RNA polymerase II
Cellular component (GO): RNA polymerase II, core complex
Molecular function (GO): DNA binding
Source: RefSeq, a predicted model, not a curated record